This is a messenger RNA of Portunus trituberculatus (swimming crab), 681 nucleotides long. RefSeq names its product zinc finger protein 577-like. The record is from RefSeq and is a predicted model, not a curated record. The coding region runs from base 1 to 681 and encodes 226 amino acids. Lineage: Eukaryota; Metazoa; Arthropoda; Malacostraca; Decapoda; Portunidae. The transcript has 3 exons.
AUGUCCCACUGGUCCCCCAAGGUGGCUGGGAGUGAGAGGCAGAAAGAACACCACUGCCGCCCCGCCGCCCACCCACCACUCCGGCCACCUAGCUCCCCAGGCUCCCUGCAGGACAGGCCAUGUGGUGUUAAGGACCAUGAGUGCCUGGAAUGUGGCAAGAAAUUUGCCACAAAGUUUGAGCUCACCAGACACACCCUGACACACAGCGGAGCUAAGAAUUUUGAGUGUAAGGAGUGUGGCAAAAAAUAUACUGAAAAGUCUAGUCUUACCAAACACAGCCUGACACACAGCGGUGUUAAGAAUCAUGAGUGUCUGGAGUGUGGCAAGAAAUUUACCACAAAGUCUUAUCUCAAUGCACACUUCUUGACACACAACAAUGUUAAGAAUCAUGAGUGUCAGGAGUGUGGCAAGAAAUUUGCCAGAAAGUGUCAACUCACCGAACACAGCCUGACACACAGCGGCAUCAGGAAUCACAAGUGUCAGGAGUGUGGCAAGAAAUUUGCUAAAAAGUGUAAUCUUACCGCGCACAUCCUGACACACAGCGGCGUCAAGAAUCAUGAGUGUGAGGAGUGUGGCAAGAAAUUCUUAACCAGUGGUGCUCUCAAGAAACACACCUUGAGACACACUGGCUUGAGAGAGUUGGAGUGUGAUGUUGUGUUUCAAGAGAAUGAGACAGAUUGA